AUGGCCGAGCCAGGGGAUGUAGAGGAAGAUCUUUUUGCUGAUCUGUACGACGCGGAUGAGAAUACGAACCAGACGUCUUCAGCUCUCAAGAUUUCCGACUCCACAGUGUCGUCCGCGCCUGUCCAGGCAACGACUUCUCCUGCGACACAAACUGUAGAGAAUUUCAAGUCAGAGCCAGAAGACGCUCAUACUGCGGAUCACUACGCGUAUUCGUAUGAAGGACAUCAAAGAAAUGGCUCUGGCAUGUAUGAUACGAAUCAUACUACCAAUGUUAUUGCCGCUCUCGCGACCGAACAAGAGCCUCAGGGCACCGGAAUCAAGGAAGAUGGGAAGAUGUUCAUCGGUGGUUUGAACUGGGAGACAACAGACCAGUCUCUGAAGGACUACUUCUCCCAGUUUGGUGAAGUCCAAGAGUGUACUGUCAUGCGGGACAGCGCUACUGGUCGCUCUAGGGGCUUCGGCUUCUUGACCUUCAAGGAUCCAAAGACUGUCAACACAGUGAUGGUCAAAGAGCACUACCUGGAUGGGAAAAUUAUUGACCCUAAGCGUGCAAUCCCCCGUGACGAACAGGAGAAGACGAGUAAGAUUUUUGUUGGUGGUGUGAGCCAAGAGGCAACGGAGCAGGAGUUCAAGGAGUUUUUUACGCAAUUCGGCCGUGUUAUUGAUGCUACCCUGAUGAUCGACAAGGACACCGGACGUCCUCGUGGGUUCGGCUUUGUGACGUUUGACAGUGAAGCUGCUGUCGAGGCUGCUCUGUCCCGCCCUUUGGCCAUAUGUGGGAAGCCGAUUGAAGUCAAGAAGGCUCAGCCAAGAGGCAAUUUACGCGACGAGGAAGAUCGCAGGAACCGGCGCGGCAGAGAUUUCCGCGAUGCAGGUCAUGGUGGCGUCGAUGGUUCUCAGCAGCCACAGGGAAUGCAAGGGCAGGCUGGUAUGCCUGCGGGUUUGACACCACAGAUGAUGGCACAGUAUUGGCAACGUAUGCAGCAAUAUUUCGCCUUGAUGCAGCAGCAGAUGGCGGUUGCCGCCGCUCAGGGGCAAGGAAUGGGAGCCAUGGGGAUGGGAGCAAUGAACCCGGCCAUGAUGCAGCAGAUGCAACAGAUGCAAAAAAUGCAGCAGAUGCAGAUGGCCAACAAUCAGCAGCAGCAACCGCAGCAGCCGGGCAGCUUGAGCCCUCCCUCGCAGAGCUCGACCCCGCAGAUGCAGAACAUGAUGAACCCUGCAAUGAUGCAACAGAUGCAAAACCAGGUUCAAGGUAACAACAUGGGAGCUAUGCAGGGCCAGAUGGGCAACAACGCUGGCAACAUGAACAUGGGCGCAAACUACUCGACCGCUCGGGGCGGACCGGGCUAUAAUGCUCACGAGCAGCUCGCUUUCGAGCAGCAGAAAUACGAGCAGCAGCAGCAGCAACAACGCCGGGUCAUGGAGUCCCGGGCAUUCUCGCCAUAUCAACAGGGCGGUCCGACGUCAUGGGAGGGCAUGUAUGACGAGGUCCCCCAGCCCAAUAUCCCCACUGGUCCUCAAGGCAUGAACCGAGCAGGCAGCAUUGGACGCGGAACAACACCACAGCCAACUCCGAGCGCCGCGCCUGCCAACGCCCCAACGGGCCCUAAAAAUGCUGGAAAGCCCGGUGCAAACUAUCGUGGCGGAGGUCGCGGAGGCCAUCGGGGGUUCCAUCCUUACUCUCGUGGAUAG
Aspergillus viridinutans is the source of this 1692-nucleotide messenger RNA. RefSeq names its product heterogeneous nuclear ribonucleoprotein HRP1. The record is from RefSeq and is a predicted model, not a curated record. Bases 1 to 1692 code for a protein of 563 amino acids. The transcript has 6 exons. Gene Ontology annotation, molecular function: RNA binding. NCBI's taxonomy places the organism in Eukaryota, Fungi, Ascomycota, Eurotiomycetes, Eurotiales, Aspergillaceae.